GUUCAGGUAAGAAGGAGUUAUGGUUACUGUCAGCUACAUAAUUAUUCUGUGCAUUAAAUGACCUUAAUAGGCUAUAUAUUUUUACAGAUGAUCUGUGAUGCUGACUGCCUUAUCACAAAUUUAGAGGCAAAGUGGCCUGGCUCAGUCCAUGACUCCAGAAUCUUUCAGGCCAGUAGAAUUUACCAGAGACUCUCUCUAGGUGAGUUCUCUGGUGUGCUGCUGGGGGACAAAGGCUAUGCCUGUGAGACAUUUCUGAUGACUCCCCUUACAGACCCCCAAACCCCAGCACAGCAAGCUUACAACCAUGCCCAUGCCAAAACCAGGGCUCGAAUUGAAAUGACCUUCGGCCUCCUGAAAUCACAAUUUCAGUGCCUGCACCACCUGAGGGUCUCCCCAGACAGAGCAUGUGACGUGACUGUUGCCUGCACAGUGCUGCACAAUAUUGCCAGCCUAAGAAAAGAAAGGGCUCCAAGAGUUGCUUUGGAUGUUGAUUGGGACAAUGCUGCCAUAUUCCCAGAUAACAGAAAUGGUAGACUUGUUAGAGAACAAUACAUUGCAAAUUAUUUCAGUUAAUUUAGUUUUGAUUUAGCCCAUCCCUUAAUAAA
Molecule: messenger RNA, 605 nt
Organism: Megalobrama amblycephala (Wuchang bream)
Lineage: Eukaryota; Metazoa; Chordata; Actinopteri; Cypriniformes; Xenocyprididae
Product: putative nuclease HARBI1
Exons: 2
Coding region: 58-573 (171 amino acids)
Source: RefSeq, a predicted model, not a curated record